Messenger RNA from Rhododendron vialii, 982 nucleotides. RefSeq lists its product as uncharacterized. Lineage: Eukaryota; Viridiplantae; Streptophyta; Magnoliopsida; Ericales; Ericaceae. The record is from RefSeq and is a predicted model, not a curated record. The transcript is spliced from 4 exons. The coding region runs from base 161 to 982 and encodes 273 amino acids.
CCUUUGCUCCUCUGUUUUGUCCUGUGCCACCCCCCAACAAUUUCAAACGCUGUCACUCAAAAUCCAGCCCAGUUCCAAGCGCUGCCUCAGCGGCGCUUGGUCUUUCCCCGCCAGGCGCUGCCGCAGCCAACACUAGGCUGAUAGAACUCCGCCCCCACCAAUGAUGGCGGACGAGCCACCGUCGUCGCCCAUUAUUCCAUACAUGCACUCAUUCGACGAUCAUGACAUUUCAUUGUUCGACGAUAUUCUCAUGCUGGACGAAAUCCCCAGUCUAAAUCUUGCCGACUCCCCAUUAUUGACGCAACCCGAUGAUCCCGUACCUGUAAAUCCAGUCGGUACCGGUACGCUUAAUUCUACCGCUACCGCCAGUACUUCUCAAGUGGGCCCUAAUUCUGAAUUCCGCGGCGAAACGAGCCAUCAACGGGGAAUUCUCCAACCGGACAUUUCGGGAUUCGGAAAUCCGGUGCCAUUGCCCGUUUGGCCAGCGCCACCGGUUCCGUUCACUUGCAGUUGUUGUCAAGUACUGAGAGAGAUUAUCCACACUAAGGGCAACCAUAUGACAAGGCUGGAGAUUCAUGGAAGGCUUGGUUUGAUCAGUCAUGCUAUUCUUGAGAACCGGUUUGUUUCUGUUGAUUGGACCACUCAAAGCCAGUACCACCAAAUGUUGGAUUUUUCCAAGAAGAGCAUAGAGGCUGUGAAGGAGUAUCUUGUUCAGUACUGUGAAGGGCGCAAACAAGACGGUUACACAAUGCAGAAAGACCCACUUCUCACAUUCUAUGAAGCUCUGUGUGUUGGACUGAUAAAUGGGGAUCAUGACAGUUUUGAUCCUGAUGAUUUCUUUCAACCAUCUUUGGGAAAUUCAGGUACUGAAAACCAAGGGAACCAACCAGAGCCUUUGAACCAAAUUGGGGCUAAGAGGGAUGAAGUCAGACUUUCUCUUGGAGAACAGGUUUUAGUACCUAAUUUUCCUGCACAAUUUUAG